AUGCAAACCCAGACAUCCCCCUUCACCUUAAUCAAGCAAACCAACCUUCUUAUCGAUGGCAAGUUUGUUCCGUCCAUUUCAGGAAAAACUUUCGAUACAUUCAACCCUGCUACGGAGAAGAUAAUUACUAGUGGUGAGAUCUGCAUUGCUGGGAGUCGUGUGUACGUGCAAGAAGGCAUCUAUGAUGAGUUUGUACGUCGCACCGUCGAGGCCGCAAGUGCACGUGUAGUGGGUGAUCCGUUCAAUGCUGCCACUCAGCAAGGACCACAGGUUAGCAAAAAACAGUUUGAUACAAUUCUAAGAUACGUGGAAAAAGGUGUCAAGGAGGGAGCUCGUUUGUUGACUGGAGGCAAGCGUCAUGGUGACAAAGGUUGGUUUAUUGAACCAACUGUAUUUGCGGACGUGACAGAUGACAUGGUCAUUGCUCGCGAGGAAAUUUUUGGUCCUGUGAUGUCUAUUUUCAAGUUUAAGACUAUUGAUGAGGUCAUUGCACGCGCCAACGACUCAAACUAUGGUCUAGGUGCUGGUGUUAUGACGAGCAAUCUUGAUAGUGCCAUAAAAAUCUCCAACAGCAUUCGUGCUGGGUCGGUGUACGUGAAUUGUUAUGGGGUUUGCCCCGGAAAUGCACCGUUUGGAGGCUUUAAGGACUCUGGAGUUGGUCGGGAGAAUGGCGAAUCGGGUCUGCACAACUAUCUGGAAUACAAGACGAUCAUCAUCAAGCGCCCCGACGACGCGAUGCCGUAA
Molecule: messenger RNA, 744 nt
Organism: Plasmopara halstedii
Lineage: Eukaryota; Oomycota; Peronosporomycetes; Peronosporales; Peronosporaceae
Product: aldehyde mitochondrial precursor
Exons: 3
Coding region: 1-744 (247 amino acids)
Molecular function (GO): aldehyde dehydrogenase (NAD+) activity
Source: RefSeq, a predicted model, not a curated record